Messenger RNA from Chelonia mydas (Green sea turtle), 6504 nucleotides. It is a transcript of the gene ARL5A, whose product is annotated as ADP ribosylation factor like GTPase 5A. The record is from RefSeq and is a predicted model, not a curated record. Gene Ontology annotation, cellular component: trans-Golgi network; cytoplasm. The transcript is spliced from 6 exons. Gene Ontology annotation, molecular function: GTPase activity; GTP binding. The coding region runs from base 321 to 860 and encodes 179 amino acids. Gene Ontology annotation, biological process: vesicle-mediated transport; protein localization to Golgi membrane; intracellular protein transport. NCBI's taxonomy places the organism in Eukaryota, Metazoa, Chordata, Testudines, Cheloniidae.
CCACGCCCCCCUCUCGUUCGCUCGGUCCUUCGGGUGGACGGUGGCCGGGAGGAGCUACUCGCCGCAUUUUAUUUCCCCCCUCGAAGCCGUGGUCGGGAAGUCGGAUCGGAAACGGGAGCCGGGCUAGCGGCGAUGUCCGUGAGCGGGGGCUGCACGGCCAGGAGUGCGCAGCCCCAGCGGGCCCGGCGCGGCCUCAGCCUGCCACCUCGUCGGGUAGCGCGGGACAGGGGCCGGGACUGAGCCGCCCUGGGCCCAGCAGGGAGAGCCGCCGCGGAGCCCAGAGGAGACGGGAGCUGCCGCGGGGCCGGGUCCGCCCGAGGAUGGGCAUCCUCUUCACCAGGAUCUGGAGGCUGUUCAACCACCAGGAGCACAAAGUAAUCAUUGUUGGUCUGGAUAAUGCAGGAAAAACAACCAUCCUUUACCAGUUUUCUAUGAAUGAAGUGGUGCAUACCUCUCCUACGAUAGGCAGCAAUGUAGAAGAGAUAGUGGUUAAUAACACACGUUUUCUAAUGUGGGAUAUUGGAGGGCAAGAGUCUCUUCGAUCUUCAUGGAAUACUUAUUAUACAAACACAGAGUUUGUCAUCGUUGUUGUGGACAGCACAGACAGAGAGCGAAUUUCUGUAACUAAAGAAGAACUUUAUAAAAUGUUAGCACAUGAGGACUUAAAGAAAGCAGGUUUGCUUAUUUUUGCUAACAAACAAGAUGUUAAAGAGUGCAUGACGAUAGCAGAAAUAUCCCAGUUUCUGAAACUAACUUCAGUUAAAGAUCACCAGUGGCAUAUCCAAGCAUGCUGUGCUCUAACUGGCGAGGGAUUGUGCCAAGGACUUGAAUGGAUGAUGUCAAGACUUAAAAUCAGAUGAUUUUUAAUGACCUCUUUGCACCGACAUUGCAUACAAAAGUGCUGUACCUAUGGAUACCUUGGUUAACUGUACCUAUGGUAACCUGCAAAAAUAAUGGGUUAGAUGUAUUUAUAUUUCAACUUUAUUUUCUACACACACACAUAUUAAGGCCACCUCUUUGAAAACAGAUGAAGAUGAAGGUUCUAGUUUGUUUUCCCCAUUCGUUGCCUCUGAAGAUAGGUUUAAAAACUGUGGUUGACAUUCUUCUCAAGAUAAAGCCACUCAGGACUGUGUGUGGUGAGUAUGAAGUGAGGGGAAAGAAUUUUUAACUUUACAUUUUAUAUUCCAAUAUAACCUUCCUAGUUGAAGAUAUUGGCCUCGUUAUUCCAGUAAAUUAGCAAGCAAAUCAGUGGCAUAAGUAUUGACUUUCCAGUAUUUUAAAAACUUGUUGAAAUGUGCUACAGAUACAAAAAUAUUUUCCUCUAUGUGUACUGUACAUAUUUGUGUAUAUUUAUACCUCAAGUAUAGGUUAACUGAAAUCUGUUCCAAGAAAAAGUGAAUAACACUGAAUCUCAGUGUACUGAGACUAGUACUAAUGUUGAGAUUGUUGACGUCACAAUUGCUUUUCCUUUGUUCUCUGUACUGCUCUAACCUUCACCAAAUAAUUGGUGCACCAUUUCUUUAUAAAGUGAAAUCUCUUAAGACUAUUGGUUUUUAUGUUUCUCAUAUAUAUACUCUGCAAUUAAGAAUGAUCACAAAAAGGGAUAGUGUGUCUGAAUGUGGAUUUUAUACUUUGCUCAGUAUUGGCAACUAACUAUAAAACUUUGCUAAAAGGUAAAGAAUCCAAAAAGUUAGCAUUCUCACUUUGUUGGAUAAGACCGUUCCAAAAUAUGCCUGUGUUCUGCUCUGCUUUAUGUUUUAUGCUCAACAUCGUGUUGAGUAUUUAUGAUAGAUUCCUAUCUUGGGGGUAAAUCUUCACUAUUAAUAAAGGGAAAAUGUGUCUUAGUUUUCCUUAUGCAAAGAAGUGACCAAAAAAGUGUGCUUUAAUGUUCUCACCAGAAAUCUUACAGAACAGUCUAUUUUGUAUUAAUAUGUCUUCAGAGAAAGAGGAUACUGACUGGUGGUGAUCCAAAAUUGCUGAAGUAACUAUUUGUAUCUGUGUAUAAGAGACUGACGUGGGGGAGAAGAGAGGGUACACUAUUCUACCGUAACUGAUGCUUGAUUCUGCUCCUAUAGAAGUCCAUGUGAAAACUCAGAAUUAAAUGAUGCAUGUAAAUGAUGCUUCAGCAUCACAGUGCUGAGGCCCCAACUGAAUGGUCAUGAUUCAUAGGGGAUAUGCAAAGAACUAUGGGAAUCAUGACUAUCCUGUCCUUCCUGUAUUGGUAAAUGGGAGGCGUGUGGGGAUCCUAAUAUGGAAAUAGUUGAGAACCAUGGGUGAAAAAGAUUUUAGUUCUUCAUGAGAAUAACACUUGGGUGGUGUGAAAUGUUGUUGGUAUCAUGAAAUGUGUGCAUAAUCAUAAUCACAGAUUUUCUGUCUUAUUCUGUACAUGUGUAUAUUUAAGUAAUAAUGUAAAACUAGACAAAAAAAGUUUAAGGACAAGACCAUUUUAAACCUGGUUUAAUUUUUAAGGCAGUUAUGAACUCAUCUUUAGAAGGUGAGGUUGUGAAACACAUCCAGUUUCCAUUUAAUUUAGUUUAUUUUAUUUGUGUACUGCAUUGUAUUGGUUAAAAUGUUGACAUAGUAUUCAUGGGGACAAUAAUGAAGACCACUUCAAAAGUGUGUAUUUAACAGCUGAGUUGUCCCAAGUAUGAAAUGUAACUUUCUGAUGUAGUCAUGAAAUCUCUUUUGCUAAUUGGCUGAUAGAGAUUCUGCGAUGUCCAUUUUUUAAAUUCAUACAUGCAUUUAUUUACAUAAAAGACAUGCACAGAGAUCAGUGUUAUUAACUAACUGGUGUAUUGCAUAAUGUGUAAAUGUUUUUGCAUUGUUGUUUUUCCUUUAAGACUGUUUUAUCUGGAGGUAUUUUCAAGAAACAAAAUUUGCAUCCUUUGAACACAGAAAUGAAUAAUUUUAGCUUUCCUACUCUAACGAAAAAUGCUGGACUUAACUACAUUCAUAAUCAUCUUAGAGUACCAUGACUACUUUUUUUUUUCUAGAUUUUCUUUCAUGCUUGAAGUGCUGUAUUCUUUUGUCGCUGUUGCUUUUAAAUUUUAAAGUUUUUUUUAAUAAGAUAAAAAUCACUCUUAUUAACGGAAUAUGAAAUGCAAAACAGUAUUCAUGUACAAUUUUUAAAAAUAUUUUCCUGGAAUUUGCUGUUCUUGCCCUGUUCAAGUUUUUAUGGCUUAAAAUGUUUGCCUAAUAAGUAGCAUGGCUGAAGGGAAUCUAUAAAUAUUUUUCUAAAAGCAUGACGUUUAUAUCACAAACAGGGUUUGGAGACCUUCUAAUGCAUGUGAACUAUCUUCCCUCUUCCAGGUGACAGGGAAACUAUCCAUUUCUAUCUCAAUGCGUUAGCCAAAUAUCCAUGUGAUUUAUUAUUUGUGUUGAAGUAGUGGCAAGAGGUUCCCAUCAGGGGUCAAUAUCUUAUUGCAUGCACAGGGCACAGCAUUCACACUCAAUAAAUUGUUCCAGGCCCAAAGUAUUUAUAAUCUAACCAACCACAUACAAUCUGAUGGGCUUUGAGCAGCAAUGGAGCCUUAACUAAGGGUAAACUAGGUAAUCCAUCCACUUCUUCCUGCUACCUUCAAUGUUGCACAUGUGUGGUUUCGGUUUAAUCUUACUUUUAAAACUAAUGGUGAUCCCAUUUAAACAGAAAAGAGAAAGUGGGGUUGCCUUUCUCCUAUAGCCAGGACCUGUGUUGUUUAAUACGUAUGGGACUUCACCAGCAUUGUAUGUGUGGAGAAUUGUUGAUUUUAUAAACUGGUAAUCAAGAGGGGAUAUGUAUGACACUGAUAUGAAUCUUGUGUGUGUUCUUCGUUCUUAUCCGCUAAUUAAUUUUACUUAUCUCUUGCUUAUGAUAUUUCAUUGCACCUUUUAGAAUGUGGAAUUUUUUUUUUCAGGGGAAAACUAGCUAAUCUUGAAGAUAUAAGCAGGUAGUAUUGGUUAGUACUUUAGAGUACAGGACCAGGGAUAGGAGAUUUGGGUUUUGAUCCUGGUGACUCUGGGUGAUUCAUUAAUCUUUCUUUUGUCUCUGUUCCCGUAUCUGUAAAAUGGGGAUAGCAGUUACCAUACCUUCCUCACCGAGAAGGUUGUGAGGCUUCAUUAAAGUUUGCCAGGUGCUCAGAUAUAAGGCACUAUACAAAGUAGAGUUUUUGCACCCAGAUACUUUUCUGCCAAGGCCAUCAUUGUAAUAUGUAAUUAGAUUCUGUGUCUGUCUGAAGGUGUUUUAAGAGAAUUUAUGCAUUUCUUCCAAAUUAUUGUAAUGUGAACUUUUUACACAGACUAUGUAGGCAUCUGUAUGCAGUUCAUGCUUGUUGGUUUUAUCCCACUGCAGACCCUUCUUUGAUGUACAUCUUAAUAUGUAGCUCCUUGUUAUGCAUGGAGAUAUGUUAAUUAUAAACUUAAUUCAGAUAUGUUAAGGCUUAAUUCUGUACAUAGAAGAAAUUCUCUUUGCAUAUAAGCUGUUCCCUAAUUUCAUUAACUCUCUAAAACCACUCCAAGUCUGAACAGUUAAAUUAAAUAGUAAAUCACAGAACUUCAUUUGUGCUGCUUUUGGUAAUGGUUUGGAGUUCCAUCUUCUCCCUAUUGUUCUUGCCUUUUGUACAAAUUUCUUUUAUAUAAGCUUAACUCCCAGUUGAAUUGUAGAGUCCUAUUCUGCCUUCAUUCAAUAUAUAACUCCCACUGAGAUCAAUUCCAACUGAGGGUAGUAUAUGGUCUUUCGUACACAGCUUGGGAAUGUGAUUUUUUUUUUUUAGUUUCUUAUGUUUUUAAGUUCAUGUAUACCUCAAAAUGACCUUAGUAUUGAAAGGUUUGCAUUUGAGUUGUGAAUAUCCAUCCUGGAAAACUGAAAGAUACACUUGAUUGAAUAAUUUGUGAUAUGGUCUAAUUGCCAGUAGUAUCUUGAAAAAUACAUAACUGCAUGUAGAUUAACCCUUUUAAAAAAGUUACUAGGAGACUUGGCAUGUAGAAUUUUGGAGAAUAGGUCAGCAAUACAUGCAGACAUCUAGCUUCAUAAUUUUCAUUGUACUGCAGGGAGACAUGGUAGCUAAAUUCCUAUGCAUGCUGAAAAAAUAUUCCUAAUUGUGCAUGCCUGCUGGAUGUAUUUGAUAAACACCUACCACAAUCUGUGAAGCCCAAAACUUUGUUAUAUACGUGCAUCUAGCUCUGUGAACACAAGUGGUGUUGUCCCUUCCUCCCUCCCUCCUGAUUUAACCUAUAGUUACUUGAUGACUAAUUUUUUUUUUACACAAUAUUCAGAACCUUCUAUACCCAUACAUUCCAAACAUUUCAGUUUCCCACAGUUGUCAGUUACUGUGUAGAUGUAAAGCUUAUCUUGUGGGAGGGAGGGUAACUUAAUCUCUUAACAGAUCAGCUCCAGAGAACGGAAACUGGGUUCCAAUAACGUUUAAGUACAUGACUUAAACCCAGAAAGCAAGGAAAUUAUAGUAAGAGAAGACUCAGACCCUGCAAGUGUUCCUUCAUAUAAAAGCAUUUAAGUGGAAUUUUUUUAAUUGGCUACAUAAAAAAACCUGGCAUUAAUUUUGCUACUGUAAAACCAAUUGUAUGUCUGGAAAGCAGUUUUUGAGAGAAUCCAUUCAAAUGAAUGUAAUAUCCAGCCUUUAGUUAGUGCAUCAUUCAAUGUUAUAAGUUAAGUAUGGUAUGGUACUGCAUAAAGACAGGAACUAAUGAGAGACUGAGGAUAUUCUCUGCAUAUUGUAAUGAGAUAUACAGUAUUGCAAAGGUGACUUGUAUAGCCUAAUUAUUGAGGUGAGAAAAUGCAUUUAAUGUACAGAUCUGAAAAAAAUGGUUGCAACAAAAGUCAUUAGAAAAGAAUUGUGUCCUUGCCUUAUUGGGGUUUACCAGUUGAUUUAUUUUUAUUAACCUAUCGAAUGUACAGAAUGUUCUUAUAUGCAUGCAAGUGCUAUUUUUUUAUUUGAAGAAAGUUUAACAGUGCCAUCUAAGUGGCUCUUGGGUUUGGUUGUACAUUAUAAGACAACUUUUUGUGCAUAUACGCAGGUUUUUUGAGUGUCCUUGGCUAUUUUAAAUUUGAAGAUAUAAUUUGUACUGAAUUAACUUGAAAAGGCUGUUUCACUCAAUAGACUGUACAUUAUUUUUCUAAGCCAGCGGUUCAUGUUGCUCUUGUUGAAAUGCUUCCUGAACAAAUUACCUGAGGAAGUAGAGCGGUUGGAAGAGAAGGCGAAGGAGAGGAUUAUUCUCCUACAAAGGAGUUCACAGAUGGAAAAAGUGGGAGAACCACUGCUUGAACUGUUUUAUGGUCAAUAAAUUUUAAGACACUGUGUAUGAUAGGCUAAUAACUAUCUGAGCCAUUUUAAACUCUAGACUGUUUUUUGUUUUGGUCUUUUAAAAUGCCUUUAAAAGUGUUUAAACAUGUAUUUGUUGUUUACUACCUAAAUUGUCUUCAAAAUUCUGUCUAAAUUGACAGAAAUAAUGUGUGCAGACCUUGUUACAAAUUGGAAGUUUGGGGAAUACAUAUAUACUUAAACGAAUGAA